Messenger RNA from Phyllotreta striolata, 1270 nucleotides. The record is from the annotation of a GenBank genome assembly. NCBI's taxonomy places the organism in Eukaryota, Metazoa, Arthropoda, Insecta, Coleoptera, Chrysomelidae.
UAUUAAGUAAUUUGAGAAGAAAUGUGGUUAUGUUUGUUUAAAGAAGUUUGGUUAUGUCACUAGCGUAAAAAUAUAUAAUAUAUUUUUUUAAUUAAUUAACAAGCAAAUAUGUGAGUAGAAUCUAAAAUGGAAAUAAUUACCCUUUAUACCAACUGAAUGGCCCUGUUCGUACCUUACAAGAAGUACAUACUGCAUUUUAUUAAGAUAACUCGAGUGAUUAGUUUAAACAAGAUUAGAAACAAAUGUAACGCCGUAGAAGUAAAAGCAAUAGAUGAAUUCACGAGGCGGUUAUUACAAAAUAAAACCGACAAAUGGACUAUUCGUAAGAGCUUUCCCAAGUAUUCAGUAAACGAACUAUCAUCCAGGGAAGCAAUCGACAAGUCCCUCCAAGAGGCGAUUAAAAGCGACAAUAAUGAUAAAAUCAUAGAACUUAUCGAGGAGUGCAUCACUUGCAAAAUAUGCCCAUCGAUAUCGAACCUUCUAUACGCCCUAAGCGUGUGUUCGCAAACGGGGAAAAUCAACACCAUCAAGGAAUUACGAAGGCUGUGCAAGCAGCACUGUCCCGAAACACUAGCCAUAAAUUCGGACUUCGAUCACUACCUGGCCCAAGCGUUCUGGACGAAAGGCAACACCAGCGAAGCCUUGAACCUCUUCAAGAAAGUUUACCAGGAGAAUUCUUACCUGAGACGUAGAAUAAGGCAAAUGUGGAAACAUCUAAUGACUGACAUUACUGAAAAUAGAAGCGAAGUAAUAUUAAACAAUUCUGUUAAAUUUAGUAAAGAUAUCGCAGCGACUCAUGGGGAUUUUUACUUCCUGGGCUGCGUGUGGCAAAUGUGCUUUCUAAGCGAGUGGUUCGCCGAUCAAUCGAUCGCUUUCGAAUUGAUGGAUAAAUAUGAAGAACUAUGCAAAGUCGUCGGCAUUAGAAUACCUUACGUCGUAAUGAUUUCGUUGAAUCACCACAGAACGGAAGUCGUGUAUCGAUUACUAGAAAUGCUGUUGAAACUCGAAAUGAAGACCCAUUACACGGGAGUGCUGUUGUCCCUACUGGAUUACCAAAUACACCAAAGGAACCUGAGCAGUUGUAUGGAAAUCAUAAGGUGGUCAGAGCGACAUGGCGUCGUUUUACUGCCAGUGCAACACCACAAAUAUUUGAAUUUGUUAAUUGAGUACAAACCUGAGGACAUUACGAAGGAGAAAAAGCCGAUAAGGGUCAAAUCGAUUACUUACUUCAAGUUUUAGAUCGACAAUUAGGUAAAGAAAAUACACAGUU